AUGGCGGACCCGUCCGGCGCCGAGGCGGAGAUCGACGGCGAGGAGAAGCGCAUCCGCUUCCAGGCGCCGAAGAAGCGCUUCGCGGCGCUCGCGGCGGCGCCGCGGGCGACGUCGCAGCACGACACGGUCGCGCUCGUCGAGGGCGAGGAGGGCUACCGCCUGGCGCUCGACGGCGACGCCGGCGGCGCCGUGGACCCGCGGCGCGCGUGCCUGCUGAGGAGCGAGCUGCUGCGCCUGAGCCAGCUCGAGAAGCGGAAGGACUUUUUACAGCUCGUCCACGAGCCCUUGUGGCCGCUCGCGCAGUCGCUGCCCGAGGUGCUCCACAACGGCGACCGCAUCGCGACCGUGCUCGGCGCCGCCUUCGCGGACCCGGCGACGCGCGUCGCCGGCGCCUACUCGCUGGCGUCGGUGUUGGCGCGCGACGCGGGCCCCGCGCUCGGGGCGGAAGCGCUCGCGGCGCUCGUCGCGGGGCUGGCCGCGUCCGUCGGCGACCGGAGCCCGCCCGUCGCCAAGGCCGCGAGCGACGCGUUGGGGUACGUGUUCCGCUACUGCGCCGACGGCCUCCUGGAGGGCGCGGAGGCGGGCUGGCCCGCGGCGCGGCGCCACUACGGCGCUCUUUUGGGCGCCGAGUCCGAGGACGCGCGGGCCCUGGGCGCGCGCGUCCUCGCGAAGCUCCUGCGGCGCAUCCGCAAGCCCAAGGUCCUCGCGAAGCACCUGCGGAAGCUCCUGUCCGUCGCUUUGCGGGACCGGGACGAGCGGGCCGCCGUCGUCGCCCGAUCGCGCGACGGUCUCGCGCGGCUGCUCUUCGAGCUGGCCGUCGGCGUCGGCGGGCGGCUCCACAGCCGCGCGGGCGACGUGCUCGGGGUCGUGCUCGCGCGAGGCGGCGCCGUCGCCGACCGCGUGCUGACGCUCCUGCUCGACGCGACGCGGCCGGGCGACGACGUCGAACCGUUGUGGGCGGCCGUCGUCGACGGCGCGGCGAACCGCGCGUCCGCGGGCGACGCGGCCCUCGGCGACGCGCUGGCGCGCCUCGCCACCGUCGUGUCCUGGCGCCGCGCGCGGCUCCUGACGAACCGCGACGACGACCUCAAGGUCGACCGCGCUUUGCCGCGAGCUCUAGCGCGCGACCGCUGCGACCGCCUCGCCGCGCUCCUCGACGGCCUCGUCGCCGGCGCCGGCGCGGGCGCCGCGCCGCGCGACGCGGGGGCCCUCGUCCGGGCGGCGCUCGCGGGCGCGGCCGCGGCGCCGCAGGGCGCGCUCCGCGCGGUCGCGGCCGCGCGCGGCGAGGCCUGGGUCGCCGGCGUGCUCCAAGCGGGCGGCGCGCGCGACGCGCUGGCGGUCCUCGACGCGCUCGACGACCUCGAGGACGCCGGCGCCGGCGUCGACGCCGCGGCGGACGCGGCGCUCGAGGCCGCGCUCGCGGCCGCGGCCGCGGGCGACGCCGCCGCGGGCCUCGCCGUCGCCGCGCGCGCGGCGAAGCGGGGCUCGGGCCGGUUGCUCGACCGCGUCGCCGCGGAGAUCGUCGCGCCGCCUUUGGAGGCCGCGGCGCGGGCCGUCGACGCCGCGGCGCUCGCGGCCGCCAGGGCAGCAAAAGAGAGCGAAAUUCCCAACUUCAAAGGCUCCGAUCUCGGCCGUUUUCCACUCGCGGCCGCGCUGCCCGCGCUCGACGUCGCGACGGCGCUCGCGGGCGCGGCCGCCGGGCCGCGGGUGGCCGCCCUCGCCGCGCAGCUCGUCGACGCCUGCAGCCGGCGCGCCUUCGAGUCCGAGAAGACCGCGGAGCUCCGCGUCGUCCGCGCCGCGGGCCUCCGCGCGCUCGACGCUUUGGGCCAGCCCCACGUCGCCGCGCGCGCGGCGGCGCCGCUGAUCGCGGCGCUCACGGGGCGGCCCGCGGCGCUCGGCAGCGCCGCGACGCUGCGGGUCGCCGCGGAGACGAUCCGGCGCCACGGCGCGGCCGCGGCCUUCAACGCGCCGGGCGCCGCGGGCGCGCUCGCCGACGCCGUCGCGCCGCGCCUCGCGGCGCCGAGCGGCGCCGCGCGCGCCCUGGCCCUCGAGCUCAUGGCCGCGCUCGGCGAACCGUGCGACGCGGAGCUCACGGUCGCGGCCUUCGACGCUUCGGAACCUUCCGACGGCGGCGCGGCCUUUGCGCUGCGGCUCUGCGGGGCCGUCGAGGCGUUGCCCGUCGCGCUCGCGUCGGAGCGGCCCAUGGCGCGGCUCCUGGGCGUCGCCGAGGCCCUCGCGCGGCGCCGGGGCGACGGCGCGCUCGGCGCGGCGGCGGCGCGGUCUUUCGCGUGCCACUGCUGCGGCCUGCUGACCGUCCGCUUCGAGCCGCUCUGGGCCCACGCCACCAAAGUCCUCGCGGCCCUGGACCCGGGCGCGAAAUGGCCGCCGCUCCUGGCGCUGCUGCAGCGCGCGUCGUCCGCGGCCGCCGCGGCGCCGUCGAAGAAGCGCCGCGGCGGCGAGCCCGACGCCGCGGACCUCGCCGGUGCGCUCGCGCGGGCCGCGCGCGACGACGACGCGGCCACGGGCGGCGGCCGCGCGAGCGGCGUUUGGGAAGCGGACGACGACGGCGCUUUGGACGCGGACCGGUCGCACGCCGUGGCCUGGGACGCGGCCGCGGCCUGCGGCGCCGUCGGCGGCGCGUCCGCGGACGGCGCGCGCGCCGCCGUCGAGCUCUUCGUCACGUUCCUCCGCGUCGACCUCUUCGACGACGGCGGCGAUCCCGACGCGAAGGAGAUCCUGCCGCUGCUGCCGCGGGCCUGCGGCGACCGCUACGGCCGCGCGGCGCCCCUGCCCGGCGCGGCGCGCCACCGGCGCCUCGAGACGCUGCUCAGGGUCUUCGCCGGCGCGGCCGCGCCGAAGUCGCUGCCCCACGGCGACGCGCUCCGGGCCGUCUACGAGCGCCUCCUGGGCAAGCCGCGCGGCGACGUCGCGUCGCUGGCGCUCAAGUGCCUCGCGCCCUACAAGGUGCCCCACCUCGCGCCCUACGCGGCGCGCGUCGCCGCGCUGUUGGACGACGCGACGCUGCGCGACACGCUCGUCAAGCUCGGCGCGUCGCGCGAGGCCCGCGGCGUCGGCGCCGUCGAGGCCGGCGCCGGCGGCUGGCAGAUCGACGACACGCACCGCGCGGGGCUCAUCCCCGUGCUCUGCCGCGUGCUCUUCGGCCGCUUCCGCGCCAAGUCGGCGGCCGUCGGCGGCCGGCGCAAGGCGUCGCCGGCCGCGCGGCGCGCGACGAUCCUGAGUUUUCUCGCGGCGCUGGACCCGUCGGAGCUCGACGCGUUCCUGGUGCUCAUGUUCCGGCCGUUGCUGCCGUCGGGCGGGCUCGACUCUCUGGCGCCGCUCCGGGGCCGCGAGGACGCGGAGCGGGCCGUGGCGGCGUGUUCCGAGUCGCGCGUGUCCGGGCUGCUCCAGCUGCUCCGGGCCGUCGUCGCCAAGCUCGGCUACCGCGUCGAGGCCCACGCGGGCACGUUCCUGGGCGUCGUGCUCGCCGUGCUCGCCGCGCGGGGCGAGGCCGAGGAGGAGGCCGUCGAGGACGAGGAGGAGGACGACGACGAAGAAGAAGUCGUCGACGGGUCGAAGUCGCGGCGGAAGCGCGAGCGGCACUUGGCCUUAAAGUGCUGCAAGGAGCUCCUGGACCAGUUCGCGGAGUCCGACGUCCUCUGGGCCGUCGACGGCGGCCUGAAGGAGCGGCUCUGGGCGCCCCUCGGGUCGCACCUCGCGUCGCUCGCGGGCAGCUCCGGCGGGCAGGCGCGGAGCCCCGCGCUCCUCGAGGUCGUCGCCGCGGCAUGCGCGUACCCGAGCCUCCGGGCCGCCGUCGCGCCGGGGGCCGUCGCGGCCCUCGCGGCCUGCGCCGCCGACGCGAAACUCGCGCUCGACGGCGUCUGCGGCCUCCUCGCGGAGGACGACUCCUCGGGCGCGGCGCUGUUGCGGCCCGAGGCCGCGGCGGUCGUCGCGGCGCUCGGCAGGGCGCUCGACGGGUCCGCGGCGCGGCGGCUCAACAAGACCCAGCUCCGCGCGCUCAACGCCCUGCGGCGCGUCGCGGAGCUGGCGACGCUGCCCGCGGCCGACGCGAACUUUUGGCCGCUCGGCGACGGCGACGCGAGCCGCCUGGCCGCGACGCUCGUGCCCCGGCUGAAGAUCGUCGGCGCGGCGCACGACACGUCCAUCGCGACGACGCGCGACACGAUCCGCACGUGCCUCGGCGCGCUCUUCCCGCGCGUCGCGCGGCCCUUCUCGCACGCGCAGUCGCUCGUCGCGCUCCUCGGGCCGCCGCGGCGGAAGCGGCGGUCGACGGAGCUCUUCGCCGCGUCGGACCGCGGCGACGCCGUGCGCGCCGUGGCGCUGACGUUUGUCGACCUCGCGCGGGGCCACGAGGACCUGCGGGCGCCGAGCCUGAAAGCGGGCGCGGAUCUCGUGGAGGCGCUCGUCGCCGUCGACGAGUCGUCGCUCGACGGCGCGCCGGAUUUCGAAAAAGCGGGCGCGGCGCUCCAGGAUUUGGCGGACGCGGGCGCCUGGGCGCCGCUCCUCGCCGACGCCGACGUCGGGGCGCUCGGCGCCGCGCCGGUCGUGGCGCUGCUCCAGACGCUCGCGCGCGACUCGGACGCCGCGCUCCGCGACGGCGCGGCGCGCGCGUCGCGCGCGUUCCUCGCGGCGGCGGCGGCGGCGGCGUCCCACGGCAAGACCUGGACGGCGGAGUGGGUCGCGACGACCUGCUUACUACCCCACGUCAUGGGGGCGCUGGAGCUCGGCGACGACGGCCCGCGGCGCGCGGCCGUGUCGGCGCUCGGCGCCGCCGCCGCGAAGUCGUCGGCGACGUUCCUCGCGCCCGCGGUGGCGCUCAAGCGCUUCGCCAACGACAACGCGGACCUGGACCUCUUCGAGAACGUCGCGCACCUCCAGGCCCACCGGCGGGCCCGCGCGUUGAAGCGCGCGGCGGCCGUCUUCGCGUCGGUUGACCUCGACGACGCCGCCCGCGGCGACGCCGCGCGGUUCCUGCUGCCCCUGGCGCUCCAGCCCCUCUACGACGCGCGGGCCCAGGACGCGCUCGUCAAGGAGGCGGCGGCCUGCGUCGGCGUCGUGGCGUCGGCGCUGCCCUGGAGCCGCUACGGCCAACUGGCGAAGCGUCUCGCCACGGUCGUCGAGAACCAGGCGCGGCUCCACGAGCGGUUGAGCCGCCCCAAGGCGAACAGCCAGCAGGCGCCGUCGGGCGCCGCGAGCCGCAAGGAGAGGCCCAAGUUCCGCGACAUGCAGCUCCAGAGCAGCAAGGCCCUCGAGGCGACCUUCGUCGCGGCGUUCUGCCACGUCCUCGACAACUUCCAUUUCCUCGACGGCGCGGACGACGCCAUGGACGUCGAAGAGGAGGAGGAGGACGAGGAAGAGGAGGAGGAAGACGCCGAGGAGGAGGAGGAGGAGGCCGACGCGCCCGCCCAACCCCCGAAGGCGGACAAGGUGUCCGCGGGCCUCCACGGCUGGCUCCUGCCGACGGCGCGGCGGCUGCUGAAGAAGCCCGUGCGCGCCAAAAAGACGGGCGCGCGCGACGAGGUGCUCCGCGCGCCCGUGGCCCUCGCGAUCCUGCGCCUCGCCGCGAAGCUGCCCGCGGCGGCGCGCGACUCGGAGACGCGGGGUUUGGUGGUGUCGGUCUGCGGCGGGCUCCGACACCGCGACGCGACGCAGCGCGACGUCGGGCGGGCGACGCUCGCGAAAAUGGUCGUCUUCCUGUCGCCGACGUGCCUGCCCUUGGUGUUGCGGGAGCUCAAGGCGGCGCUCCACAGCGGCUACAUGCUCGCCGUGCGGUCCGCCGCCGUGCACUCCAUCGUCGCGGCGCUCCAGAGCGCCGGCGCGGACGCGCUCGGCGCAAUCGGGAACGAGGCGGCGGCCGCGCCGGCGACGGUCGACGACCCGGCCGUCGCGGACGCGGCCGCGGCGGCCUGCGCGCACUCGUUAGACGCGGGCGUGGCCCCGCUCGUCGAGCUCCUCGUCGACGACUUGUUGGGCUCCGCGGCGAAGACCUUCGACGGCCGCGCGGCCGGCGACCACAAGGCCGGGUCCGCGUCGGGCGUGCCCGAGGCGGCCAAGGUCGUCUCGCGGACCUACGAGUCGCUCGAGUUGCUCGCGAAAUCCGUGCUCUACCGGCCGAGCUACGCGACGCGCGACGCCGGCGCACCGGACGACGCGCCGGUCGCGCGGAGCGCGGCGCACGCGCUGGUCCGCCCGCUCUUCGACGCGCUCGCGCAGCGCGCGGGCGAGGAGGACGACGCGCGCGCGACGGAGGCGGGCCGCUGCCGCGCCGCCGUCGCGCGCGUCGCCGCGGGCUUCGCGGCGAACCCGUCGUCGUGUGGAGGGGAGUUGGUCUACCACGCGGUGGCCAUAUUGACGCGGACGGGCGUCGUCACGCGCGACGCCGCGCCCGACGUCGACGAGUCCGACUCCGACGACGACUCCGACGACGGGUCCCUCGCGCCGCUGGCCAUGGACGAGGCCGACAUGGUGCCGAGGCGCGUGCGCACGAACGCGGGCGCCGCGACGGCGUGGCUGCCCUCGGCGGGCGACGCGUCGUCGUCCAAGGCCGAGGCGCUCGCGCGGAAGCGCAAGCGCGAGCAGGAGAACGUCGCCGUCAUCGACGGCGCGUCGGCGCCCAAGCUCACGGGCCGGGACCGCCACGGCGGCGUCCUCGAGCGGGCGUCGCACCGCCGCGCGGUCCGCGACGAGAAGUCGAGGUUCGCCGUGCACCUGCUGCGCUUCGGCCUCCGGAAGCACAAGCUCCAGAGCUGCGACGACGCCGUCAAGGCGACGGCGACGCCGCUGCUCGGCAUGCUCGCGCGGGCCUACCGGGGCCUCCGGGGCGACGAGGAGCUCCAGCUCGGCGUCGUCGCCGUCGCGUCCGCGCUGUUGGGCUGGAAGCUCGAGGGCGCCGCGCGCUGGGCGCCGCGGCUCGCCAAGGUCGCGCUCGAGACGCUGCGGCGGUGCUCGCGCUUCGGCGGCGCGCCCGUGGGCGACGGCGCCCAGGGCGCCUUCAAGAUGCUCGCGGCGCUCCUCGGCGGCAAGAGCGACGACGGCUACGAGGUGUCGCUCGCCGACGCGCAGCUCAAGGCCGUCGCCUCGUCCGUGCGCGCCGCGCUCUCCGAGUCCGCGCUCGCGGACGACGACUCCUUCGCGUCGAACCGCGCGGCGACCUACGCGCUCCUGCUGGCCAUGGUGCGGCGGCCCGUCGUCGUCGCGGAGAUCUACGACGUCAUGGACGCCGUCGCGGACGGCGUCGCGGAGCUCCAGGUCACGUCGCUCGAGCGCGCGGAGCGGAAGCGGGCGUCGGCGAUCCUCCUCAAGUUCGUGCUGACCUACCCCAUGGGCAAGAAGCGCGCGAAGCACCACCUCGGCCAGCUUCUGCUCGGGCUCGACUACGCCUACGAGGAGGGGCGCCUCGCCGCGCUCGACGCGCUCGCCGCGGCGCUCCGCGCGCUGCCGCCGGCGACGGUCGACGAGCACGGCGCGUCCUUCUUCGCCCAGCUCGCCAUGCGCUGCGGCAACGAGGCGUCGGCGGCCUGCGCGGCGCGCGUCAAGGACGUGCUCGCGACGCUGCUGGGCCGCGUGGCGCCGGAGACGCGCGCGGGGCUGCUGCAGCGGUGCCUGGACUUUCUCGACGCCGCGGGCUCCGAGGACCGCGCGGCGGAGUUCGACGCCGCGGAGAAGCUCGCGUCCCUGCGGCUACUAGCGGCGCGCGUCGCCGAGGCCUUCGCCGGCCACCUGGACGAGCCGAAGCUCGCGCGGAAGGCCCUGGAGACGCUCGCGGCCGCCGCGGGCCGCCGCGGCGACGGCCGGCGCCGCGCGGUCUUCGCGGUCUUCGCGGCGUGCCUCGAGCGCGCGCCCGCGGCGCUCGAGGCCUGCCUCGGGAAGUGCGUCGCGCCGCUGCACCGGGCCAUCGACGAGGAGCGGGAGCGCGACGCGGCCGCGCGCGACUGGGGCAAGAAGCGGACCGAGGACCGCGACACCGCGACGGCCGCGCUGGCCCAGGACGUGCUCCAGCGCUUCGAGGACGCGUUCGGCGCCGAGACCGUGGCGCGCGCCGUCGGGGCCGUCGUGUCGGAGCUGCGGCGGAAGCGCGACGAGCGCAAGGCCGCGAAGAAGAAGAUGGCGGUCACGGAUCCCGCGGGCUUUUCGAAGCGGAAGCUGGCGCGGGGGGAGGAGAAGAAGGCGGGGCGGAAGCGGAAGGCGGCGGGGGUGUAA
Molecule: messenger RNA, 8217 nt
Organism: Aureococcus anophagefferens
Lineage: Eukaryota; Pelagophyceae; Pelagomonadales; Pelagomonadaceae
Exons: 4
Coding region: 1-8217 (2738 amino acids)
Cellular component (GO): nucleolus; 90S preribosome; small-subunit processome
Source: RefSeq, a predicted model, not a curated record